Protomyces lactucae-debilis is the source of this 711-nucleotide messenger RNA. RefSeq lists its product as uncharacterized. The transcript has 2 exons. The coding region runs from base 33 to 332 and encodes 99 amino acids. NCBI's taxonomy places the organism in Eukaryota, Fungi, Ascomycota, Taphrinomycetes, Taphrinales, Protomycetaceae. Gene Ontology annotation, molecular function: structural constituent of ribosome. The record is from RefSeq and is a predicted model, not a curated record. Gene Ontology annotation, cellular component: ribosome; mitochondrial small ribosomal subunit. Gene Ontology annotation, biological process: translation.
GAGACACCUAUAGGCCGAUAGAGCUAAGCACAAUGAAGGCCCGCAGCAUAAGAGACAUGGCCAAGCGGAUAGCCGCAGCAGACGCGGAGCCUAUGCGCCAGGCCCUACGCUACAUCUCGCGAAACACAUCCCUCGCUCCUCGGGCGCGCGCUCAGGCGCAAAUCCAACUCAGCAACAUGCCUUCCAAUACACGUAUCAAUCAGGUCAAGAACCGAUGUGUUGAGACAUCAAGAGGGCGUGGCGUCUUUCGGGAUUUCAGGCUGUGCAGAUAUCAAUUUCGACUCAAAGCCCUCGAUGGCGAGUUGCCUGGCGUCAAAAAGGCCUCCUGGUAGAGCCACCGGCCAAUGUUUUUACUACUGCAUACAUCUAUUCAUGACUCGUUCAAUCUACUUUGCUUCACGCUUUCGACGCUUCUCCCACUUCUGCUGCUCGAAGGACUGCUUCAUUCGUUGCCUUGAUGCCCUUCUUCCGUUGCCGCUCGAGGUACUCAUCGCUGCGUGCAAUGAUACGCUUGACAAUGGUUCCUGCAUUCAGCUCCUCAAAGCGGUGAUGCUCCACUAUCUGAAGCAUGUCCAUGACAUCCUCAUAGCCAUGCUGUUCGGCAGGAAGUGGCAGCGGUCCAUGGAAUACACCCUGCACCGUGAACGGAAGCGUGGCAAGAAACGCUUUUGUUGUCUCAAAUGGCACAGACAUGACGACUGCGUCCACGUA